Molecule: messenger RNA, 885 nt
Organism: Kluyveromyces marxianus DMKU3-1042
Lineage: Eukaryota; Fungi; Ascomycota; Saccharomycetes; Saccharomycetales; Saccharomycetaceae
Exons: 1
Coding region: 1-885 (294 amino acids)
Source: RefSeq, a predicted model, not a curated record
AUGAUUGCUGCUGAACCAAACGCUCCAAAAUCGGAACCAAGCAAUAUAACCUCUGAACCAAACACUAAAAGUUCUGAUUCAAGCCCUACAAGCCCUGAUUCAAAACCUGCCUCAUCUACUGCCUCCUCCAAUGGCAAUCCCUCUUCGAAAACUCAAAAAUAUACCUUUAACUAUUUAAAUAACCCCAACUUGCACUUCACUCUCGCAACAGUGCAAUCCCCUUGGGGCUACAAGAUUUGGGUAAGAGACUUUUGUAAAGCAUUGCACAAGCAGGGUCUAGGCUAUCUUCUACCUUCACGCGACGGAACCUUUUCACACGUUCCAGACGCAGAUGAGAAGGACUACAUAACACAAAUCCACUCUGCUUGCGUUCCUGUAGACAAAUCCCCAAAAUGGUUAAAAUUGAAUCCUGAAGACGAUGCUUCAAUUGUUGACUGCUUCCUACGUGCUGUCCAAAAAAUCAAUGAAGAGGAAUAUCCAACAAAUAUCGUGGACGAGAUGGCAAAUUUGUCUCUACUGCCAGAAGAAUCUCUCCAGAGCUUUUUGAAAAGAGCUAAGGAUCUACAGAGAAGAGCAUCAAACGCUAGUUUCCCCAGUGUUGACCAAAUACUCAUCGACAAAACUCUGAUAACUUUACCUGAGACAUACCAUGGGGCUACCGUGACCUUUUACGAUCAAAAAGAUCGAAGUUUCAAAAGGUUCAUGGAAAUCCUCUCAGAAACUGCGACAAAGAUUUCAGAUGGAGACUCGGGAAAGGAGAUGAACACCAAAUUAAUUAAGAAAGAAUCAUCAAAUCGACUGGACAAGAACAACGAGAUAGACACCCUUAAGGAAAAAAUAUCAAAAUUUUCCAUGCACGAUGAAAACCAAUCCGUGAUUUCUUAG